AGUGCUCGCUUGCGUUCGAUGUAUUCGUGCGAAAGCGAAAGAUGCGUGCGACGACUUUGGGGUGCCGCGACGCGGGGCGCAUGAGUGGAGACGCGCGUUCAUCUCUCCGUUAGUGAGGGAAAGGCAAAUGGUGACGUGGAUGAAUUAUCUCGCUGAUGAAGUCGCCUUCGUGACCGACGAGAGACCGAAACUGUCGUCGAUGGAUCCGGCUUCCUCGAUCGAAGCGUGUCGACAACGGUGAAUCGUAAGGCCUCGAGCCUUGAGGAACAAUGCCAAUCGCCAGGGGCCACCCAGGCGGCCGUUCGUCGAGCUGCCUGCGCAAGUACCGGCUGGUCUUCGCCUUUGGCAUAACCGUACUAUGUGUCCAGGUCUACCUGCAUACAUUCUUUGGUCUGGACAAUGAUGACAAGAGCAAAUCCAGCCGGCUGUCGUCUGGAGAGGGAGGGUCUUCUCAACCUGAAGAGGAUGAAGGUCUGCCGAAGGGCUUACGUCAACUGAAACUUCCACCUGAUAAGCAAGCAAACUCGAAUAGGCAGACUUGGUCGCAAUCACAGCUACCAAGAAAUCGCACAACCAAAAUCAAGCUGGAUCGCAAAUCGUUGAAUUUCACGCCUGCGUGCGAGGUCACGGUCCGGGAGGCGGUGAGCGCUGUGAUGCGUGCUCAGAGCCAAGCAUGCAAGCAACGCAUUGUCAAUGUGACGUGCCUUAGCCAGCAAGGUUUGUUGUACCCGGAAGGAGUACAAUCCUUGUGUCCCCAUUCUCCAGGUUUCACAGGCAUACCGAUCAACUUGGGUUGCUUCAAGGAUGACAAGACACUGAGAGCGCUCUCUGGUUAUUAUCACGUCUUUAAAGGGAACAAUACGCCCGAGCGUUGCGCCUAUAUGUGUCUUCAAUCGGGAUUUCCAUAUGCUGGUACAGAAUACUCGGUGGAAUGUUUUUGCGGAAUGGAAGAGCCAUUGCAGACGAAACGGUUACCAGAUUCCAGCUGCAAUAUGAAAUGCUCUGGCAAUCCGAAACAGACGUGUGGUGGUUAUUUAACGAUUAACAUAUAUUGGACUGGUAUUCAAAGAUUCAAAGCGCAAGAAGCGAAAAAUUCUAGUUUGAAGAAUGAAUUCGAGCAACCUGUGCGAAUAGCUUAUCUGCUGACGGUGAAUGGAAGGGCGAGUCGGCAAGUGAAACGACUUAUCAGUAUUUUAUAUCAUCCUUCACAUUUAUUUUAUAUCCAUGUUGAUGCGAGGCAAGAUUAUUUAUAUCGCGAAAUGUUAGAGCUGGAAAAGUCAUGUAAAUUAAACAAUAUCAAAGUGGCGAGAGGGGAGGGUUUGCGACAUGCAAGUAUUUGGGGUGGCGCAAGUCUCUUGACAACAUUUCUGAAGUCCGCGCAACAAAUGCUCGCGUAUAACCAACACUGGGACUUUCUUGUAAAUUUAUCAGAGUCCGACUUCCCUUUGAAAAGCAAUAAUCAGCUGACUGAGUUUCUCAGUUGGAACAGAGGUAUGAACUUUGCAAAGUCGCACGGAAGAGAGGUUCAGCGUUUUAUAGCUAAACAGGGUUUAGACAAGACCUUCGUCGAAUGUGAGGCACGCAUGUGGCGAAUCGGCGAUCGAAAAUUGCCAGAUGGUAUUCAGAUUGAUGGCGGUAGCGAUUGGUUCGCUCUGACCCGAGACUUUGUCGAGUACGUUGCUAAUCCGAAUCCCGAUCAAUUGGUGGCCAAUCUGUUAAAACUGUUCAAAUAUACUUUGCUACCGGCUGAAUCAUUUUUUCAUACGGUGUUGAGAAACUCACGAUUCUGCAAUACUUAUAUAGAUAAUAAUCUACACAUGACUAACUGGAAGAGAAAAUUGGGGUGCAAGUGUCAAUACAAGGCCGUGGUGGAUUGGUGCGGAUGCAGUCCGAAUGAUUUCAAGCUCGAGGAUUUUAAUCGAUUGAGAAACACAAUGGACCGCAAUAUAUUUUUCGCCCGUAAAUUUGAACCUGUCAUCGAUCAUAGAAUCAUAAACCGCGUAGAGGAAUGGCUUUAUCCCGAUCGAACAAACAAAACGGCUAAAUUGUGGAGCUACGACAUGUACUGGCAAAGUCUUUAUCAUCACGCAGAUCUGAGUCCGUUACCGGACGAUGCUUUGUUAACGCUCUCGUAUUCUUUGGCGAGAUUGGUUUACCGCAAACUGAAUGUGGAUUACAAGAAUGUCCGCUUGUUAGAAAACACCGCGUAUUUUCGCGAAAACCGUUUUGCUGGUAUACUAAUUCUGGCGGAGAACAAAGACGAAACGUCCUCCAACAUACCUGUACCACCUAACAUUCGCGCGAAACGCGUAGAAGCUUUAAUCUCCAUGAGACAUAACUUUUCCGCCAGUAAAUUAUGGUCAGGAAAGAUACGAAGUCUUUCUGUUAGCACAGACUACGAUCAAAAGGAGCAGACGUUUAGGAAUUUGAUGGGCAGCAUAGGGCCGUACUCGUCUCCGGUCUUGGCUUACGAGUUUGACGCAGGUAUUACAAUACCGCAGAAUGUAUCGAUCUUAUGGAUUGAUCCGCAUGGUCGCCUUGCUGAAGUGAAUCACGUGCUGCUUGAAGAGAUGAUCUUGAUAGGACAUGUUAAGCCGCAGCUAAAUGAACAAUUGACCGUUGGUACUUGGCGGCUAUUAUUAGUUGCUGAUACUCAAUUAAUAGCAAAAUUAAAAUUCCUGGUGAUUCCACUGUCCUAUUGGAAGGCCAAGAAGAUAAACUUAGAUAAGGCGAAGGAAAUAAUAGACGGCCCGAGCACCGUCUAUCAUAUUACAGAGGAGAUGAAUAAGAAUUGGUCGAAGUUAGUGAAAUCCGCAAUAGUAAGCGACCAGAUUGCGCAGAGUCAGAAUAGAAUUGAUGAGGAUCUCGACAAUUGGUUGGACAGAUUAGUAUACGAGCACUACGAGAUCGACGAGAUAUGUGACGUUGACGAUGAGACUCUGUUCAAAUCGAAGCUACAAAAAUGUCAGGAUACCCUCUGGAGCUCCCUGAGCCCCGAUUCAAAGGCUGAUACUCGUAACCUAUGUCAAAACUACUAAUUAAUUAUUUUACCAACUACGUGCCAUUUUCGCCGUUUUGAAACUUAUUAUACGUGUAUAAAGACAUCUUUAGAUAUUUUUAUAUCGAUUAAACUGUACACACAUAUA
Molecule: messenger RNA, 3146 nt
Organism: Monomorium pharaonis (pharaoh ant)
Lineage: Eukaryota; Metazoa; Arthropoda; Insecta; Hymenoptera; Formicidae
Gene: oxt
Product: xylosyltransferase oxt
Exons: 7
Coding region: 270-3038 (922 amino acids)
Biological process (GO): chondroitin sulfate proteoglycan biosynthetic process; heparan sulfate proteoglycan biosynthetic process
Cellular component (GO): membrane
Molecular function (GO): protein xylosyltransferase activity
Source: RefSeq, a predicted model, not a curated record